Ornithorhynchus anatinus (platypus) is the source of this 1878-nucleotide messenger RNA. RefSeq names its product coiled-coil domain containing 184 (gene CCDC184). The record is from RefSeq and is a predicted model, not a curated record. Lineage: Eukaryota; Metazoa; Chordata; Mammalia; Monotremata; Ornithorhynchidae. Gene Ontology annotation, cellular component: cytoplasm.
CCCGCGGCUGAGGCGGCGUCGUCGCGGCCCAUGGAGGAGGCCUUGGCGCGGGACGCCAUGACCAAGGACGGCGACGGGCCGGCGGCCCCGCGGGACGUGUCGGUGGCGGUGGGCGUCGGGGACGUGAUCGCGGGCGGCACGGAGUACAACGGCGGCAUGAAGGAGCUGAUGGAGCGGCUAAGGGCGCAGCUGCAGGCCCUGUUCGAGGACGUGCGGGCCAUGCGCGGGCUGGACGAGCAGGCCUCCACCAUCCAGGGCCUGUCCGACGACGUCUGCGCCAACCAGCGCGCCAUCGUCACCAUGUGCCGCCUCAUGACCUCGGCGCGCGCCAGGGCCCGCCCGCGCCCCGGACGCGGACGCCGACCGCCGGGCCCCGGCCCGCCGACGCCCGCCCGCGCCGCCGGAGCCCCGCGCCCCCGGGGCCCGGCGCGCCGGUCCCCGGAGGCCGCCGGGCCUCCGCGGACGGCGCCGCCCUCGGAGAGCUUCCGAUCCCUCGACGCCUUCGGCCUCCCGGAGGCCGCCGGGGCCCCGGAGACGGCGGGGCCCAGCGGGAGGCCGGAACCGCCGGAGACCCUCCGUCUCCCGGAGGUCGCCGAAGCCCCGGAGACGGCCGGACCCCCGGGGACACCCGAACCGCCGGACACCCUCCGUCUCCCGGAGGUCGCCGAAGCCCCGGAGACGGCCGGGCCCGACGGGACCCCGGAUCUACCGGAGGCCCUCGCUCUCCCGGAGGUCACCGAAGCCCCAGAGGUCGCGGAACCCACAGAGACCCCGGAACCACCGGAGACCCUCGGCCUCCCGGAGGUCGCCGAAGCCCCGGAGAUGGCUGGACCCUCGGGGACCCUGGAACCGUCAGAGACCCUCGGGCUGCCGGAGGUCGCCGAAGCCCCAGAGGUCGCGGAACCCACAGAGACCCCGGAACCACCGGAGACCCUCGGCCUCCCGGAGGUCGCCGAAGCCCCAGAGAUGGCUGGGCCCACAGAGACCCCGGAACCACCGGAGACCCUCGGCCUCCCGGAGGUCGCCGAAGCCCCGGAGAUGGCUGGACCCUCAGGAACCCUGGAACCAUCGAAGACCCCCAGUCUCCCGCCGGUCACCGAAGCCCCAGAGAUGGCUGGGCCCACAGAGACCCCGGAACCACCGGAGACCCUCACUCUCCCGGAGGUCGCCGAAGCCCCAGAGAUGGCCGGACCCUCAGGGACCCUGGAACUAUCAGAGACCCCCAGUCUCCUGGAGGCGACCGAAGCUCCAGGGAUUGCUGGGCCCGCAGAGCCCCCAGGAUCCCCAGAGACCCUCACUCUCCCGGAGGUCACCGAAGCCCCAGAGAGGGCUGGACCCUCAGGGACACCAGAACCACCGGAGACCCUCCGUCUCCCGGAGGUCACCGAAGGCCCAGAGAUGGAUGGGCCCACAGAGACCCCGGAACCAGCAGAGACCCUCCCUCUCCCGGAGGUCACCGAAGCCCCAGAGAUGGCUGGACCCCCAGGGACCCCGGAACUAGCAGAGACCCUCACUCUCCCGGAGGUCACCGAAGCCCCAGAGAUCGCUGGACACUCAGGGACACCGGAGCCGCCAGAGACCCUCGCGCCCAAAGAGACCGCCGACUCCCCGGAGUCCCCCGAGCUCCCGGAGAGUCCGGAGGAUCCCGCAUCCCCGGCGACCGUCGGCCCCCCGGAGCCCCCGGGGGUCCCCAGCUUGCAGGGCCCCGGAGAAGAGGAGGCCGAGGUGCCCGGUCCUUCUGCGCCGACGACCGGCCGGCAGAGCCCGGAGGAGCCCGGCCUCAUCCCGGCCGAGGGGGGCGACCCCAGAGGGUGGGACGAGGGCGGGGACCCCCCCGGGGGGACCCUGCUCCGGCUGGGGGAGGAGGACUCCAUGUAG